Messenger RNA from Ctenopharyngodon idella (grass carp), 3926 nucleotides. RefSeq names its product inactive dipeptidyl peptidase 10-like. The transcript is spliced from 26 exons. Bases 500 to 2881 code for a protein of 793 amino acids. NCBI's taxonomy places the organism in Eukaryota, Metazoa, Chordata, Actinopteri, Cypriniformes, Xenocyprididae. The record is from RefSeq and is a predicted model, not a curated record. Gene Ontology annotation, biological process: proteolysis. Gene Ontology annotation, molecular function: dipeptidyl-peptidase activity; serine-type peptidase activity.
UUAACGUGAAAACAAGUUGACAUUGAUGUUCUUCAGGUUUUGACUGCAGGUGUCACAGUCAAGAUGCUGGCAUUGAUGUUUCAGACAGAAUGUAUUAAUGCAGUUGCUGGAAUUGCCUUGAAGAAUGCGAUAUCCUUGAGCGCUCGUGCUGUUCAAGGUGCUGUCUGUCUGUCGGGCUCGCGCGUCAUCAACGCGAAUCCUCCCGCCCCUCGAGCGCAGCAUCAGUGCGCGCGCCGCUCUUGCCCGCCGGAUUUGCAUCCGUCAGUUUAAAUUCGACAGAGAUCAGAAUCAGAACACCAUCGUUCGCAACGAUCGAUCACGCUUCCCUUUGACUGUCCGCGCGCUGCUGCGGUGGAAUGCCCAAAACGCCGCGCGCGCUCCUCCACGGACGAAAGGAGCGAUUCGAGUUCACGAUUCUGCAGUCCUGGAAACGGCGUUAGAAUCGCCAGUUUGGGUAUUUUUGGCAUCUCUCAGCGGCAUCUGAAAAGGGAUUCAAACCAUGACGGCCACCAAAGAGCAGCAAAGCCAGAGACCGAAUCCGCAGGAUGAGGAUCUGGGUGGCAUGAGUCCUCCUCAGAGGAACUGGAAGGGGAUUGCGAUCGCUCUGCUGGUCAUUCUGGUGGUCUGUUCUCUCAUCACAAUGUCUGUGAUCCUCCUCACUCCAGUGGAUACGCUACCAGGUAGUGACACCAAGUUGACGGUGGAGGAUCUUUUCAGUACAGAUUUCUAUGUGCACGACCCUGAAGCUCUUUGGAUCAACGAAUCUGAGGUUAUCUACAGAAACCACAAUGGACACGUGAUCAGGUUUAACAUCCUCACGAACGAGACGGAGAUUGUGCUGAAGAAUGUCACAUUUGACACUUUUAAAGCCACCAGAUACUCUUUAAGCCCAGACAUGAAGUAUGUGCUUUUCGCCUACAAUGUCAAACAGGUUUACCGGCACUCAUUCAUGGCGUCCUACAUCAUAUACAGCAUUCACACCAGGGAGGUUUUGCAGCUGGACCCUCCAGAGGUGUUAAACUCUAAACUGCAGCAUGCGGCGUGGGGCGUUCAGGGCCAGCAGCUGGUGUACAUAUUUGAGAAUAAUAUUUACUAUCAGUCGGACGUCAGGACUAACUCGCUGAGAUUGACCUCAUCUGGGAAGGAGGGCAUCAUCUAUAAUGGCAUUGCUGAUUGGCUCUAUGAAGAGGAGGUCCUGCACACGCAUGUGGCACACUGGUGGUCACCUGACGGCGAGCGCUUGGCAUUUCUGGUCCUGAAUGACAGUCUGGUGCCAAACAUGGUGUUGCCCACUUUCACCGGCUCCGCAUACCCGAAAGGCAAACAGUACCCGUAUCCCAAGGCUGGGCAGCCCAAUCCAGUGGUCAAACUAUUUGUAGUCAAUCUGUACGGACCGACGCACACGCUAGAGCUCACACCACCAGAUGAGCUCAAGCUCAGGGAACACUAUGUGGUGAUGGUGAAGUGGAUCAGUAAGACCAAGACAGCAGUGCGCUGGUUAAAUCGAGCACAGAACGUCUCAAUUCUGACUGUCUGUGACUCUACCACUGGAGCCUGCAUCAAGAGACAUGAAGAAACAUCAGAAGUUUGGCUCUCAAAACAGAACCAGGAACCGUUCUUCUCACGAGACGCCAGCCGCUUCUUCCUGACGGUCCCGGUGAAGCAGGGAGGACGUGGAGACUUUCACCACAUCGCCAUGUUCACCUCUCAGGGGCGGGCAGAUCAGAAUGAGGUGCGUCAUCUAACGUCAGGUAACUGGGAGGUGACACAGAUUCUGGCUUACGAUGAGAGCGCACAGACCAUAUAUUUCCUGAGCACCGAGGGCUCCCCGACCCACCGGCAUCUCUUCAGUGUGUCCACAGUGGGCUUGUUUUCACGCCGAUGUCUGACCUGUGAGCUGAAUAAAGCUCACUGCACGUUCUUCAGUGCCGUUUUUAGCCCCAACAACCAACAUGUCCUUCUGCACUGCAAAGGUCCAGGAGCACCGACAGUGAUCAUACACACUCUGAACACUGCCAAUUAUUACAUACUGGAGAAUAACUCUGCGCUCAAAGCUGCUCUCAGAUACAAACGAAUCCAGCUGCUGGAGUACAAAAGCAUCCAGACCGACCACUUCGAGUUGCCGCUGAAGAUCGCCUUUCCACCCGAUUUCUCUGAGUCCCGCACUUACGCCCUUCUGCUGAUCAUUGAUGCUGCCCCCGGUGGUCAGCAGGUGAAUGAGCAGUACGCAGUGGACUGGGACUCUGUGCUGGUCAGUUCGGACAAUGUCAUCGUAGCUCGUCUGGAUGGCAGGGGAAGCGGUUUCCAGGGUCAGAAGGUGUUACAGGAUGUGCACAAGCGUCUGGGAGCCGUGGAACUGCAGGAUCAGCUGGCUGCUGUUGAGUACCUGCUGAAAUCUCCAUACAUCGAUCGAACCAGAAUCGGCGUGUUUGGCCGGGAUUAUGGAGGAUAUAUCGCACUUCUUCUGAUUAAAUCCACUGAGAACUUGUUUAAAUGUGCGGCGGCCAUGUCGCCUGUGACAGAUUGGAAUUUGUACGCCUCGGCCUUCUCUGAACGCUAUCUGGGAUUUCCUCUUCAGGACGACACCAGAUAUCAGUUCUCCAGUGUGCUGCAGAAUCCACAGGGUUUCAGAGACCAAACGCUCAUGCUGCUGCACGCGACUGCAGACGCGAACAUUCAUUUCCAGCACACGGCCGAGCUCAUUAAGAACCUGGUGAAGGUGGGAGCGAAUUACACGCUGCAGAUUUAUCCAGACGAGGGUCAUUUUCUGUCGAAGAGCAGCGGGCGACACGUGGCCGCGACACUGAGCAGCUACUUCAGAUCCUGCCUGCAGGAGGAAGGGCUUCCCAUCAGUGAGGAGGAGGAGGAAGAGGAAGAGUAGAGCGAAGAUGACACGCAGCACACAAACACACAUGCAGCACACACCACAAUACACACACGGGACAGUGAAACACACUGGACGUUGAGACAAACAUCCAGAGCAGAACGCUCAAAUAAACAGCGAGAGCCAGGAGUGUGUGUGUGUGUUUGAACAUGUAUAUAUGCAUGUGUGUAACCGUUUGGAUGAUGUAUGUAUUAGAGCCGUGUGUGUGUGUGUAUGAGAGAGAGAGAGAAAGAGAGUUUCUUUGUACCUGGCCUAUAGAUCAUUAUCACUGGAAAUGGAUUAGAAAGUUUCACAUAUCAUGAAUCACUAUGAUCUCCGAUUGGCUGAUGCAUUGGCCAAUCACAGCACAGACUGUCCAGGUGGGACGGCUCAAGGCAGCCAUUGCAUGGUUCUUUUGCUUUGCUUCACUUCUUUUGCCACUUUUCUGUCUGUCAGUAUGUUUUCACCUUCCGGAGGAGCUGCAUUCGAUUCUGUUUAUCACAAGCACUUGCUGGGAAGAACCGUAAAUCCAUCCGUCGAAAGCUCGAGGAUCUGCGUGAAGAUCAGCACACGUGUAUAACACUCUCUGUAUGUGCAUUCUGGGAUGGAUGCGGCUGUGUGUUGUACAGAAGAGGGCGUUCAAAUGUAUUUUUGACAUACAUCAGAUGGCAGAACGGACUGUCUUGGAUCAGAUUAUUUGUCUCUGGAGGGCUUUUGUAUCGCUGAUUGUUUAGUUUUACUGUUGGUGGAGGGAGGGGGGGUGAGGGGUCGGGUUGAUUGUUAUUGUUCUCUAGUUAUGACAGUCAUGUCUAUAAAUAAACAACUAGUCCAAAUCCAACAUUAUUCAAUGUACUAUAAUUUCUAUAUAGUCUCUGGUUCAGCUGAACAGUCUACAGGAACAUGAAGAAAUGCCAUCAUGCCAACAGUACAAUUAUGAGAAAACUUUAAUGAAUGGGCUGAAAUGAAUGAAUUCCACAACCAGUAGUGAAAUGUGAUGUUCGGAGGUGAUAUUUGUUUUUAAUGACCCUACAAUUUCGAUUAAACCAUCAAAAUAUCAGGAAAA